This is a messenger RNA of Didymodactylos carnosus, 753 nucleotides long. NCBI's taxonomy places the organism in Eukaryota, Metazoa, Rotifera, Eurotatoria, Philodinida, Philodinidae. The record is from the annotation of a GenBank genome assembly.
AUGGAAUUCAAUUUUUUUUAUACAGUUCCGUAUUUUACUACGGCUCUUUAUUUGGCAUUGAAUAAUCUUGAAGUUGAUUCCACAGAGGACAUCAUUCCAAUUGAUAGUUACAGUUGUGUCAAGCAAUUAAAACUGGCCAUUUUACCUAACCGAUCCGUUGAUCCAAAUAUAUUAUUAACAAUGUUAAGUUAUGCGACAAAUGUUUGCACAUUAAAAAUACAAUAUAAAUGUCUGUAUAUUAUAACUGAUCAAUUUCAACACUAUGCAUUGUGCUCAAAAUUAAAUGGAAUGAUUCAACAUUUAUAUUUACACAAUACUUGUUUACCGACAAAUAUCAUUACCGAUUUUGAUCAAUUUUGUUCAGUAUUUUCAAACUGUCGAUUACUAAGUGACGAAUUAAUAUUUAAGAAUUAUUUGGAUACACUAGAAAAUGAUAAUCAGAGAAAAAUAUUGAUCGUUGGUUGCGAUGAAGCAUUAAACGAAGAAAAUGAAAGACAUCGUCGUCAUGUAUUGAAUUCCCAAAUCCUUGAUUUGUUAGAUUAUAAUCAACCAACCUACACAUUCGAUAUGAAGAAAGAACUUUCAACUCAUCCAAAAUUUAAAUUUAAACAAAAUAAUUUUGAUAUUAUUUUCUUUGAAUGCGUUCCAGUUGACGAGCUGGUAUAUGAAGUUUUAAAAAAUGCCUCUCUAUUGUUAAAACAUAAUUGCACAUUGGUUUAUAUGGUUGGCUAUAAAGCAAAUAAUAUAAGUUAA